AUGGUUUUCACUCGCUCCCUCACAACCUUCUUGCGCGCCUCGAGACAUAUUGCGACCCCAGCUCGAGGUGUCAACCCCGUCAAUAGAGUCUUCGGUCACGACAGAUUCGGUGCCAGAGGAUAUGCCGCAGUCUUCAAUCGAGACAAACCCCAUGUCAACGUUGGAACCAUUGGCCACGUCGAUCAUGGCAAGACUACCUUGACCGCCGCCAUCACAAAAAGACAAGCAGAGCAGGGCUUUGCAGAGUUCUUGGACUAUGGAGCUAUCGAUAAAGCUCCGGAGGAGCGGAAACGUGGUAUCACCAUCUCGUCUGCACAUGUCGAAUACGAAACACAGGGACGCCACUACUCGCAUGUCGAUUGUCCCGGUCACGCUGAUUACAUCAAGAAUAUGAUCACUGGUGCUGCUCUGAUGGACGGUGCUGUGGUCGUGGUGGCUGCAGGUGAUGGACAGAUGCCGCAAACCCGAGAACAUUUACUCCUCGCCCGCCAAGUCGGUGUCCGGAAGAUCGUGGUCUUCGUCAACAAAGUUGAUACCGUGGACGAUCCGGAAAUGUUGGAGCUCGUCGAGAUGGAAAUGCGCGAGGUUAUCAGCAACUACGGAUUUGAAGGCGAUGAGACACCCAUCAUCUUUGGAUCUGCACUGUGUGCCCUCGAAGGGAAGAGACCAGAUAUCGGCGUGGAAAAGAUUGAUGAGCUCUUGAAAGCUGUGGACACCUGGAUUCCCGACCCAGUUCGUGACACCGACAAGCCUUUCUUGAUGCCUAUCGAGGAAGUCUUUGGCAUUCCAGGACGUGGAACCGUUGCAUCCGGUCGAGUUCUCCGUGGUAUCCUCAAGAAGGACUCUGAAGUUGAAAUCAUCGGUGGUAAUGGACCGGUCAUCAAGACAAAGGUCACCGACAUCGAAACAUUUCACAAGCAUUGUGAUGAGUCUAGAGCUGGUGAUAACUCGGGCCUGUUACUUCGAGGCAUCAAACGUGAGGACCUCAUCCGUGGACAAUGUGUCGUCGUCCCUGGAAGCGCAAAGGCAGCCAAGAAGGCUAUGGUAUCUAUGUACGUUUUGACGGAAGAGGAAGGUGGUCGCAAGCACGGCUUUGGCACUGCCUACCGACCAGUUGGAUUUAUCAAGACCGCCACAGAGGCUAUUGCGCUCUCAUGGCCAGAGGGUGUGGAAGAUCCUGAGCGAAUCGUCAUGCCGGGUGACAACGUCGAAAUGAUUAUGGAAGUGCUCCACCUGACGGUGAUGGAACCUGGAGAACGAUUCAACCUGAGAGAAGGCGGUAAGACAGUUGCCACCGGUAUCAUCACGAGUAUCGUGGAGUAA
This is a messenger RNA of Exophiala bonariae, 1323 nucleotides long. It is a transcript of the gene TUF1, whose product is annotated as translation elongation factor Tu. The transcript is spliced from 4 exons. NCBI's taxonomy places the organism in Eukaryota, Fungi, Ascomycota, Eurotiomycetes, Chaetothyriales, Herpotrichiellaceae. The record is from RefSeq and is a predicted model, not a curated record. Bases 1 to 1323 code for a protein of 440 amino acids. Gene Ontology annotation, molecular function: translation elongation factor activity; GTPase activity; GTP binding. Gene Ontology annotation, biological process: mitochondrial translational elongation. Gene Ontology annotation, cellular component: mitochondrion.